CUACGCCAAAUCAACAUACAGAAUGAAAACACAAUGCCUUGCGUAGCAGAGAUGAGAAGAACCCUGACGCCUUCCAAUUCUCCAAUGUCUUCUCCUAGUAAGCAUGGUGACAGAUUCAUUCCCUCAAGAGCUGGGGCCAACUGGAGCAUCAACUUCCACAGAAUAAAUGAAAAUGAAAAAUCACCAAGUCAAAACAGAAAAGCAAAGGAUGCUACAUCGGACAAUGGCAAAGAUGGCCUUGCUUACUCUGCCUUGCUGAAGAACGAACUCUUAGGAGCAGGGAUCGAGAAAGUGCAAGACCCACAGACGGAAGACAGGAGGCUGCAGCCAUCCACCCCGGAGAAGAAGUCUCUCUUCACUUAUUCGCUCAGCACAAAACGCUCUAGUCCAGAUGACGGCAACGAGGUCUCACCAUAUUCCCUGUCUCCUGUCAGCAACAAAAGUCAGAAGCUGCUAAGAUCACCUCGAAAACCAACUCGGAAAAUCUCAAAGAUUCCUUUCAAAGUGCUGGAUGCCCCAGAGCUGCAGGACGACUUCUACCUGAACCUGGUGGACUGGUCCUCUCUUAACGUCCUCAGCGUUGGCCUUGGGACUUGUGUUUACCUAUGGAGCGCUUGUACUAGCCAGGUAACCCGACUGUGUGAUCUCUCUGUGGAAGGAGAUUCUGUAACAUCGGUGGGCUGGUCAGAACGGGGGAACUUGGUAGCCGUUGGCACUCAUAAGGGCUUUGUACAGAUCUGGGAUGCAGCUGCAGGAAAAAAGCUCUCCAUGCUAGAGGGGCACACAGCCAGAGUCGGUGCCUUGGCAUGGAACGCGGACCAGCUGUCUUCUGGGAGUCGAGACAGGAUGAUCCUCCAGAGGGACAUCCGCACCCCACCCCUGCAGUCUGAGCGGCGGCUCCAGGGCCACAGGCAGGAGGUCUGUGGGCUCAAAUGGUCUACGGACCACCAGCUCCUGGCCUCUGGAGGAAAUGAUAAUAAGCUCCUUGUCUGGAAUCACUCCAGCCUGAGUCCUGUCCAACAAUACACAGAGCAUCUCGCAGCAGUAAAAGCUAUUGCAUGGUCUCCCCACCAGCACGGACUCCUCGCCUCCGGCGGAGGGACAGCUGACCGCUGCAUACGCUUCUGGAACACGCUCACCGGGCAGCCUUUGCAGUGCAUCGACACUGGCUCGCAAGUGUGCAACCUGGCCUGGUCGAAACACGCCAACGAGCUAGUGAGUACCCACGGAUACUCGCAGAACCAGAUCCUUGUCUGGAAAUACCCCUCGUUAACUCAAGUAGCAAAGCUAACAGGACACUCGUACCGAGUCUUAUAUCUGGCAAUGUCCCCUGAUGGGGAGGCCAUAGUUACAGGAGCUGGAGAUGAAACCUUGCGCUUCUGGAAUGUCUUCAGUAAAACUCGCUCGACAAAGGAGUCUGUAUCCGUUCUCAACCUCUUCACCAGGAUACGAUAAACCCCAUAUACUGCGACCCAGGAGACUACAGCCUGACAUACCAGGAUAAAACCACUACCUUGGUGUGCAUGGAACCCCAAACGAUCAGCCAGAAGGGAAGGGAGUGCCAGUGGGACUGGAGGAUGGACCUAACGGAUGCUAAUUAAAUACGUGCUUGUGAACCACGCUGGGCGGUAUUUGGGAUGGGGUUGGGGAGGGGAGGGAACUGCCAAAGGUUUACGGAUUCAUCCUUCAUAAAGGGAAACGGGUACAAGAGAAACGUUAAACCAGCAUCCUCCAACCCUCAUGUUGUGUACUGGAGAAAACGUGUGACAUGGACCAUUGAGACCGGACCAAGGCCAUCCCAGCUGCUGUGUUGUCCCCUCUUGGGAGAGAUGAGAGUAUCCUUGCCUCUGUGGGAGCGGGUUUAACGUGCUGCUCUGGGUCCCUCUGUCCUCGGGUGGACAUCUUUGGAGGUAGGAGCCAGCCAGACUUGUUCAAUACAACUGGUGCAAGGGGGCUAAACUCCAGGCUGGGCGUUAGCCUCUCUGAUUAUCUAAGGACAUUGUUUAUAGCCUGGCAUCCCCGUUACAUGAAGAAACUGGAGAACUGCUUAUUUUCCUUUUUUCUUUUUUUUUUUCCUUCUCCCCCCCACUCCC
Messenger RNA from Pygoscelis adeliae (Adelie penguin), 2093 nucleotides. RefSeq names its product fizzy/cell division cycle 20 related 1 (Drosophila) (gene FZR1). The record is from RefSeq and is a predicted model, not a curated record. The transcript is spliced from 13 exons. Gene Ontology annotation, biological process: anaphase-promoting complex-dependent catabolic process; positive regulation of anaphase-promoting complex-dependent catabolic process; positive regulation of ubiquitin protein ligase activity. Lineage: Eukaryota; Metazoa; Chordata; Aves; Sphenisciformes; Spheniscidae. Gene Ontology annotation, cellular component: anaphase-promoting complex. The annotation marks the transcript as partial. Gene Ontology annotation, molecular function: protein binding; ubiquitin ligase activator activity; anaphase-promoting complex binding.